This is a messenger RNA of Melanotaenia boesemani (Boeseman's rainbowfish), 6538 nucleotides long. RefSeq names its product spalt-like transcription factor 3a (gene sall3a). Lineage: Eukaryota; Metazoa; Chordata; Actinopteri; Atheriniformes; Melanotaeniidae. Gene Ontology annotation, biological process: regulation of transcription by RNA polymerase II. Gene Ontology annotation, molecular function: DNA-binding transcription factor activity, RNA polymerase II-specific; RNA polymerase II cis-regulatory region sequence-specific DNA binding. The transcript is spliced from 4 exons. Bases 1287 to 5285 code for a protein of 1332 amino acids. Gene Ontology annotation, cellular component: nucleus. The record is from RefSeq and is a predicted model, not a curated record.
ACGACGAGAGAGACCGAUGCUGCGACCGGGCUGCCGCAAUAUAACUUCAAAGUUGGCUUCGACGCAAGCCCGCGAGCCUACCAAAGGGGACACGCUGGCUGAAGUUUUCUGUUGAGGAAACGAGCGCUGUUGGCGCUUUUGGUCGCCAAUAUAAGACACUUUUUUAUGAGCGCACUAAGACGAUGGCGCAAACGGGAGCUUAGACGCAGCGACCAAGAGGAGUACAGGAAGGAUUCCAACACGUUCAGAAGAACGGCGCGACUUCUCUCUUUUUGUUUUAAACCGGACAGUUACAUUUUUUCAUUACAAUUACUUUCUUACUAAGAGGAGGACUGGCGCUCUUUCGGAAGACGCGCGUCAAAGUUUGGAGAACGGAGCUGCGCUGUUAUUGAAGCUUAAAAAAUAAUAAUAAAACGGUGAUCAUUUGAUAACUUAAUUCGCUCCGGACACUUUCCUGCUGCCGAUGUACUCGUAUCAAACCAAAUAUCCACUUUGCAGUGAAGAUGCCCUUCAAGAGAAAACUUUAAAGCUCCGAAACAUCUAAGAGACCAGAAGUCGCUUGCUUAGAGACAGGAGGAGGUGUGUGUUCAGCCAGGACAAAAAAAAAGUUACCGAGAGAGAAAGUGCGAGAAGUGAGCCAAGAUCUCGAGACAGACUGUGUGUGAGGACACUUUCCGAAGUUAUGAGCAACAACAAAGUGGAACCACAAAGGCCAGAGUGAUGCAGAUGAGAGAUACUGAGAGAAGAGCUCUUGAGAGUUAGUUAACGGAGAGGGAAAAGGAACCCUUCAUUCCCAGUUGGAGACCCCCCCCCAAAUGAACUGUUCAAAAACAAGAGAUUUUUGUGUGUUGUAUUGUUUUGGGGGCGGGGAGGGGGGGAGAGGAAAAAGAGAAAAGACACGGAUAAAGUCUGAGAGUGAAACGGCUAAUUGCUUAGUCCGUCCCUCAUUACCAUAUCCAAUGCGCGUCCGCUGGACUCCAGCCAAUCCUCCCCACCUUCACACGCUGCCGUUAAUCGCGAGGCAUUAUUCACUAUCAUAAUUAUUAUCCCGACAUGCGCAAUCCAACGCACAGCAACAGCAGCGGCGGCAGCAGCAACACGGGCUAAUUUCACGUUUCCCUCCCUCUCAACCCCCCCACAACCAAACACCUACCACACUGCGCUACCAGACUGUUUGCGAACUUUUUUCUGUGUUGAUUCAUUCGCUCUUCGCUGAUGUAUCUGCAAAACGCAGACACAUCACGGAGCGUGAACUCAGCAGCAUCGCCAGCCCUGACGCCAGCAGCAUGUCCCGACGCAAGCAAGCCAAGCCGCAACACCUUAAGUCGGACGAGGAUCCCGCACUAACCGGGGUGAUCUCGGAGCACGCCCGAGGUGAUGUGCUGGAUGAUGCCGACAGCGGGAAUGAGAGCCGCAGCGGCAGUGAAGAGACUCAUGUAUGUGAAAAGUGUUGUGCUGAGUUCUUCAAGUGGUCAGACUUCUGUGAACAUUUAAAGAGCUGUACGAAGAACCCCCUGGUGCUCAUAGUAAAUGACAAUGAGGACACGCCUAACCCCUCCCAGGAGUACCAGUCGGAGCCCUCGCCUGUGCCCAGCUGCCCUAGCGAGCAAGAUGACAGUGAGGACCCCAGGGAGGGCAAUCAAAGUCCUGCUGGUGAGGGGGAUGAUGUCCCAGAGACAGCAGACUUAAACGAGGUCAAUGUCCUGGAAAAGGAGGAUGAGCAAAUGGAGCUUGAGCUUUCACCUGAAAAAAAUAUGGAUUCUGAUGAGAGAGACGUGACAUCUCCUGAGCCAGACGGCUCCCUACCUCAGCUCAACGAUGUUGCCCCCUCUGCUGUUACAAGCUACACCAUGCCAAGCACCAAUGUUACUCUGGAGACCCUGCACAGUACCAGGGUUGCAGUUGCCCAGUUUUCACAGAGUGUAAGGGCAGCAGUGGGCAAUGGGGUUUCCACCAUGGCCAUUCCUAUGAUUCUGGACCAGCUGAUGGCUCUCCAGCAACAGCAGAUCCAUCAGCUCCAGCUAAUAGAACAAAUCCGAAGUCAGGUGGCUCUCAUGAACAGACAGUCAGGCCCACAACCUGCAAUCAGCCACCAUCACAGCAGUGCUGCUGGAAGCCAGGGGCCUGUAUCUUCCUGUGUUCCUCCUCCUGCCAGUCAGCUUCAGCUGCAUAACUUCAUCACCCCCCCUGUUCAUCAGUUGCCUGUUAGGUUGCCAGCCACACUAAGCAGUCAAGGCCCUUCAGCUAUGACCUCUGCAAUAGAAGGGCCUCUCUCUCAAACACCACAAAGUGGCACUCAGCAAUCUAACUCCUCAGUUCCGAACACAUCCUCAAAUAAUGCAGCGUUUCCCCCACCAAGUGGUACUGGUUUGUCGUCUCUUCAUCCUGCCUGCUCAUCUUCAGUCACAAAUAACAGCAGCAGCACUAGCAGUAGCAUAACAGGAGGUGGUGGCAUCAGCAACAGCUCAGCUCUCCCAAGGAACUCCACCACCCCUCCCUCCCUCAGUCACAGCAACAUCCUGAACUCUGCCUCCAGUCUACCACUGAUACCUCACAGCUCCUCAAACAGUGUCAUCUUCCCCAAUCCUCUGGCCAGCAUAGCAGCCACAGCCAAUGCUCUCGACCCUCUCUCUGCUUUAAUGAAGCACCGCAAGGGAAAGCCCCCCAAUGUUUCUGUGUUUGACACUAAGCCCAGCUCUGAAGACCCCUUCUUCAAGCAUAAGUGUCGGUUCUGUGCCAAGGUCUUUGGCAGUGACAGUGCCCUGCAGAUCCACCUGCGUUCCCACACUGGAGAAAGACCCUACAAAUGCAACAUAUGUGGAAACCGUUUCUCCACUAAGGGGAAUCUGAAAGUUCAUUUCCAGAGGCACAAAGAGAAAUACCCACACAUUCAGAUGAACCCUUACCCUGUGCCAGAGUACCUGGACAAUGUUCCCACAAGCUCAGGCAUUCCAUAUGGCAUGUCAUUACCACCAGAAAAACCUGUUACCACAUGGCUAGACAGUAAACCUGUCCUCUCCACUGUUCCCACCUCUGCUGGGCUCCAGCUACCACCAACACUUCCCAGCAUGAUUGGAGGUUUUGCUGAGUCUCCAAACCUCACUCCACUCAACAGGUCUCCUCAGAGGCCUUCACCACCUUCAAGUGAGUGCGUAUCAUUGUCCCCAAAUAUCACCACUGACUUGGGAAUGACCACUACAUCACCCUCCCCAAAACCCAACCUUGGGAGUGAAGCACCUCCUCUUCUGAAACCCGAAGGCAUUCUUUUAUCCCCAAGUUGCUCUACUAGGCCAGGAGAGAACACGACCACCACAACUACAGUAACUCAAGUUCUUCUUUCCCCCACUGUCACCUCCACAACAUCAUCAGGCAGUGGCCCAGUCAUUGAUCCCCUCAGUAGCCCCAACUUAGUUUCAAAUCCCGUCUCCCAUCCUGUCCUCCCCAUGCUGUCAGACCAGUUUAAGGCCAAGUUUCCAUUUGGAGGCCUCCUGGACUCUAUGCAAACCUCAGAGACAUCAAAGUUGCAGCAGCUUGUUGAGAAUAUUGACAAAAAGAUGACUGACCCCAACCAAUGUGUUAUCUGCCAUCGUGUUCUCAGCUGCCAGAGUGCUCUGAAGAUGCACUACCGCAUCCACACUGGUGAGAGGCCCUUCAAAUGCAAGAUAUGCGGACGAGCAUUCACCACCAAGGGAAACUUGAAAACACACUUUGGUGUCCACAGGUCCAAACCCCCACUUCGAGUCCAGCACUCUUGCCCUAUAUGUCAGAAGAAGUUUACCAAUGCUGUUGUGCUACAGCAGCACAUCCGCAUGCAUAUGGGAGGGCAGAUCCCCAACACCCCUGUUCCAGAAAGUCUGCAGGAAAUGGAAACAGACCUGUCAUUUGAUGAGAAGAGCUUAGACGCAAUGAGUAAUUAUGACGAUGAUCUCCUGGAUGAAAUGGAGCAGGCUAUGGAUGAUGAUGCUGACCUGAAAGAUGGUGAGGUGGAUUCAUCUAAACCUUAUUCACCUGGAAGUUCACCACCAACUUCUAUUAUCUCUAGCAUCGCUGCACUGGAGAACCAGAUGAGGAUGACAGACACUAUUGCCAACAUGACUCGCUCAUUUGGCCAGAAGCCUGCUCAGAAUGGCAGCAGCUUUGCAGGGGAGCCUGACUGUUUUACCACUGAUUCCUUGUCAUUAGCAGGAGAUGCUGAAGGUCAGAGCUUGGGGAGCCCUGCUUUGUCUGAGUCCUCUGGCUCCAUGCAGCAAUUGUCCCCAGCUCAUAGCCAUUCUGAGAGCCAACGAUCCAAGUCCCCAGCUACACUCAGUAAUAAUAACAACAGCAGUGCCAUGACAGCAGAGGAGGGCCAGGAGAAUAGUGCAGCUGGCUUGGCAACAGUGAAGUCGGAAAAAUCAGAGACCCCGUCUCCGCUUUCUGCAACUGAAGGCACUGGGGCCCUUGACCUGACUGCCACUCAACCUGGCAGGCACUUUAUCAAGGAUGAGAGUCACUUCAACAUGCUGUUUCUAAAUAGAGACCGAGGACUAAGUACUCCUAAUUUGGCCAGCACGGCAUCAAACAUGAUCAAAAUGGAAAUGAAUGGACAUGGCAAGUCUCUGAGUGACAGUUCUCACUUGCCUGUGGGCAUUCAUGUUCCAGCUGCAGCUCCCCCAACCACCAUGAGCCCCAGCAUCAACCCCAUGUUGGCUCCCCCGCCUCCACGUCGCACUCCUAAGCAGCACAACUGCCACUCGUGUGGGAAGAAUUUCUCCUCAGCCAGCGCUCUGCAAAUCCAUGAGCGCACACACACAGGGGAGAAACCUUUUGCCUGCUCUAUUUGCGGAAGGGCUUUCACCACAAAGGGCAAUCUGAAGGUCCACAUGGGAACACACAUGUGGAACAAUGCUCCCGCUCGUAGGGGUCGACGCCUAUCUGUGGAGAAUCCCAUGGCCCUGCUGGGUGGGGACGCCAUGAAGUUCAGUGAGAUGUUUCAGAAAGAUCUGGCGGCUCGGGCCAUGAAUGUUGACCCAGGCUUCUGGAACCAGUACGCCGCUGCCAUUACCAACGGCCUGGCCAUGAAAAACAAUGAGAUCUCUGUAAUCCAGAAUGGAGGCAUCACCCAGCUGCCCGUCAGCCUCAGCGGGGCGGGAAUCACUUCAUUGGGAGCUAUGGGAGGGAUGGACCGUGUUCGCACUGGAAGUAGCCCUCCCAUGACGGGUAUGGAGAAGGCUGGUCUGGAAGUCACAACCAGUCGUCCCUUCUCCAGAUAUAUGGAGGAGAAUAAAGAGAUUGGAAUCAAUUAAAAACAUUUCGGUAUUAUUCCAAGGUAGGCAUUUGGCAAAGACUAAAUAUAUGAUGAUGAGGAAAGAAACUGCUGAUCCAGUCUGAACUCGUGUACUAAAUUAUGUACAGAUUAAAUAUUUUUGUUUGGUUUUGAAAAUAUAGUAUUUAGUAUUAAUUAGAGGUCUUUGCCUUCCACCCAUUCCCUUCUUUCUUGGUAUUUCGCCUAUACAAAGAAAACUUUGUCUCUUGUUUGAGAAUAUGUGGUCUUGCAAGAUUUGCAUGGUACUUAUUGGUUUUUAUUGGUAUGUUUGACUGCUUUUAUGAAUUCCUUUGAAAACCAAGAUCCUGCCUCAGUGAUAAUGGGCAAGUGUCUUAUCUGGACAGGACGAUGACCCAAAAGGACAGUUUUGUUAAAAGACAGUCUGACCUUUGUCCUGCAACCCUGUUUAGGGCUGCUCUUUUAAAUAUAAAGGACCCAGAAUUGAUGAACAAAAAGACUGAAAUAUAGUGUUUCUGUGCUCGCCUGAAAUAUUUUGUUUCUCAUGAAUUAGAAAACUUGAAAAAAUAAUGUUUGAACUAUUUUAAUCUUUACAUUUAGUCUCUCAGCAUUGUCUUAUAAUGUUGUCCUGUGUCUUUAGUAUUUAUGAUAUUGUCAAAAAAAAAAAAAAAAAAAAAAAAGCGGGUAUACAAGAAUAUAUUUAACAGCCCAAGCAUUUUAUUGAUUCUUUUUUUCUAAACUGCAGGCUUCACUGAUGAAUAUCUCUGUCAAUAAAGAAAACAUGUCAUUUGAGUUGAACAACAGAGAAAAAUUGUAGGUUUUAUUUGGAUAUCUGUUGAGACUGCGUAUCUCAUUACAUGACAAAGAGGCAAGAGAUAUCCGAAGCUGCUAUGACCACAACCCUGCUUUUAACCUUUGUAAAAAAAAGAACAAAAAGAGGUGAUCCUUUUGAAGAAAUAUCUAUGUAUAGAAAUACAAACAAAUCUAAAACAGGUAUGCAUAUUUUGUAUCACAUAAAGAUAGACAUCAUGAGUUGAGAGUACUUGUCAUGUUUGUGAAUGCACUUUUUAAAAACAAGACGUUUUGUCUGUGAGUUACCGUUAACCUUAUGACUGAGCUAUCUAUCACGUGCUGUUUUCAUUGUUUUCAGCAUACCACUCCUCCAGCUGACAGAGUCGGUUCUCUGUUAUUGCAUCUGUGCUCCUCGUCAGGGUGCACUCAUCACUCAAUCAAAACCUUCACAAAUAAAAAAAAGGAAGCAGGUGUGUGUUUGAA